Molecule: messenger RNA, 4929 nt
Organism: Propithecus coquereli (Coquerel's sifaka)
Lineage: Eukaryota; Metazoa; Chordata; Mammalia; Primates; Indriidae
Gene: NFRKB
Product: nuclear factor related to kappaB binding protein
Exons: 25
Coding region: 115-4014 (1299 amino acids)
Cellular component (GO): Ino80 complex
Molecular function (GO): protease binding
Source: RefSeq, a predicted model, not a curated record
GUGCACGCACCCAGACGUUUUGCGGGAGCGAGCGCGUCCGGGAGCUCGCGGCCGGAGAAGGCCAGCGGGUUAGGAGACCCGCGCCCGCCGUUCAGAGUACCUGUGGAGUAAACAAUGGAUUCCUUAGACCACAUGCUGACUGAUCCCCUGGAACUUGGUCCGUGUGGAGAUGGCCAUGGCGCGCGGAUCAUGGAGGAUUGCCUGCUGGGAGGCACCAGGGUUAGUCUGCCGGAGGACCUUCUGGAGGAUCCUGAGAUAUUCUUUGAUGUCGUCAGCCUCUCAACAUGGCAGGAAGUGUUAAGUGACUCUCAACGUGAACACCUCCAGCAGUUUCUGCCUCGCUUUCCUGAAGACAGUAUUGAGCAGCAAAACGAGCUCAUCCUCGCCCUGUUCAGUGGAGAGAACUUCCGCUUUGGGAACCCUCUGCACAUUGCCCAGAAGCUCUUUCGAGAUGGACAUUUUAACCCUGAGGUGGUCAAGUAUCGGCAGCUCUGCUUCAAGUCGCAGUACAAGCGCUACCUCAGCUCCCAGCAGCAGUAUUUCCAUCGGCUGCUGAAGCAGAUUCUCGCUUCCCGGAGUGAUCUGUUGGAGAUGGCCCGGCGGAGUGGCCCGGCCCUUUCUCUCCGGCAGAAGCGCCCUUCACCAUCCCGUACCCCGGAGGAGCGGGAGUGGCGGACCCAGCAGCGCUACUUGAAGGUCUUGAGGGAAGUGAAGGAGGAGUGUGGGGACACAGCCCUGUCGUCUGAUGAAGAGGCCACGUUGGAUUUACAAGAAAAAUUUUCUUUUGAAGAUCUCAGCUCAUGGCUUCCGAGCUCUCCAGCGCGUUCUCCUAGUCCCGCGGUGCCCCUGAGGGUGGUGCCCACGCUUUCAACUAUGGAUAUGAAAACGACAGAUAAAAUAGAACUGGGGGACAGUGACCUGAAGAUGAUGUUAAAGAAGCACCAUGAGAAGCGGAAACAUCAACCAGAUCACCCAGACCUUUUGACAGGGGACCUGACCCUCAGUGACAUCAUGACUCGAGUAAAUGCUGGCAGGAAGGGCUCUCUAGCAGCCCUAUAUGACUUGGCUGUCCUUAAAAAAAAGGUUAAGGAAAAAGAGGAAAAGAAGAAGAAGAAAAUAAAAAUGAUCAAAUCCGAGGCAGAGGAUCUGACUGAGCCCCUGAGCAGUACUGAAGGGGUCCCCCCGCUCUCACAGGCCCCAUCUCCACUGGCCAUUCCUGCUAUCAAGGAAGAGCCCCUCGAAGACCUCAAGCCUUGCCUUGGAAUCAAUGAAAUAUCUUCCAGCUUCUUCUCUCUUCUGUUAGAGAUCUUGCUGCUAGAGAGUCAGGCUAGCCUUCCUAUGCUGGAGGAGCGCGUUUUGGAUUGGCAGUCAUCUCCAGCCAGCUCCCUCAACAGCUGGUUCUCUGCGGCUCCCAACUGGGCCGAGUUGGUGUUACCAGCCCUGCAGUAUCUUGCUGGAGAAAGCCGAGCUGUUCCUUCCAGUUUCUCUCCAUUUGUUGAAUUCAAAGAGAAAACCCAGCAGUGGAAAUUGCUUGUCAAUACAGCCCAGCAUAUUGGUAAAAAGAGGCAAUAUCAGACCUUAUUUUGCUCUGUGAAGGAAUCCUUCAAGAUCCCUUUUGUACUCUCAAGAAGAACUGACUAUGUGGUACGGCCCAGCACAGGGGAGGAGAAACGGGUUUUUCAGGAGCAGGAGCGUUACAGGUAUAGCCAGCCUCAUAAGGCGUUCACCUUUCGCAUGCAUGGCUUCGAGUCUGUGGUGGGGCCGGUGAAGGGCGUGUUUGACAAGGAGACCUCGCUCAACAAGGCCCGGGAGCACUCCUUGCUGCGCUCCGACCGGCCUGCCUACGUCACCAUCCUGUCUCUUGUGCGGGAUGCUGCGGCUCGGCUGCCUAAUGGAGAAGGCACACGGGCAGAGAUCUGCGAACUGCUCAAGGACUCCCAGUUUCUUGCACCGGAUGUCACCAGCACUCAGGUGAACACGGUGGUGAGUGGCGCGCUGGAUCGGCUGCACUAUGAGAAAGACCCUUGUGUGAAGUACGACAUUGGGCGAAAGCUGUGGAUCUACCUGCAUCGUGACCGGAGCGAAGAAGAGUUUGAGCGGAUUCACCAAGCACAAGCAGCUGCGGCUAAAGCCAGAAAAGCCCUUCAGCAAAAACCUAAGCCCCCGUCCAAGGUGAAGUCCAGUAGCAAGGAGAGCUCUGUAAAAGUCCUCAGCAGUGGCCCUUCAGAGCAGAGCCAGAUGAGCCUCAGUGACUCUAGCAUGCCACCCACCCCAGUCACACCUGUAACCCCCACCACGCCGGCGCUGCCUGCCACUCCGAUCUCGCCUCCACCUGUAUCAUCAGUGAACAAAAGUGGCCCUACCACUGCCUCAGAGCCAGCUAAGUCUAGCUCAGGUGUUCUUCUGGUAUCCUCACCCACAAUGCCACAGCUGGGAACAAUGCUUUCCCCAGCUUCCAGCCAGACUCCACCCAGUUCUCAGGCUGCCCGAGUCGUGAGCCACUCUGGCUCAGCAGGAGUGCCUCAGGUGCGGGUGGUGGCCCAGCCUACCCUCCCUGCUGUUCCCCAGCAGGCAGCAGGGGCAGCACAGACACUGCCGCAGAUGCCUGGAGGACCGCAGAUCCGUGUUCCAGCCACUGCCACACAAACCAAAGUGGUGCCCCAGGCGGUAAUGGCUACUGUUCCAGUCAAAGCGCAGACUGCAGCGGCCACUGUGCAGCGGCCUGGACCUGGGCAGACGGGGCUCACGGUGACAAGUCUCCCCGCUGCAGCCAGCCCUGUGAGUAAGCCAGCCACGAGUUCUCCUGGGACCUCUGCUCCAAGUGCCUCCACGGCCGCUGUCAUCCAGAACGUCACAGGACAGAACAUUAUCAAGCAGGUGGCAAUUACUGGGCAGCUUGGUGUGAAGCCCCAGACGGGCAACAGCAUUCCUCUCACAGCCACUAACUUCCGUAUCCAGGGUAAGGAUGUAUUGCGUCUGCCACCCUCUUCCAUCACCACAGAUGCCAAGGGCCAGACGGUUCUGCGAAUCACUCCGGACAUGAUGGCCACAUUGGCCAAGUCCCAGGUUACCACAGUCAAACUGACCCAGGACCUCUUCGGGACAGGAAGCGGCACCGCAGGCAAAGGCAUCUCUGCUACCUUACACGUCACUUCCAAUCCAGUCCAUGCAGCUGAUAGCCCUGCCAAGGCCAGUUCAGCCAGUGCCCCUUCAUCCACUCCAACAGGUACCACCGUGGUCAAAGUGACUCCUGACCUCAAGCCAACAGAAGCCUCGAGUUCAGCUUUUCGCUUGAUGCCAGCUCUUGGUGUGAGUGUGGCAGACCAGAAGGGCAAAAGCACAGUGGCGUCUUCAGAAGCAAAGCCAGCUGCCACGAUCCGCAUCGUGCAGGGCCUGGGGGUGAUGCCUCCCAAAGCAGGCCAGACCAUCACUGUUGCAGCCCAUGCCAAGCAAGGGGCCUCGGUAGCCAGCGGGUCUGGAACUGUUCAUACUUCAGCGGUGUCCUUGCCCAGUAUGAAUGCCGCUGUGUCCAAGACUGUGGCUGUGGCUUCUGGGGCUGCAAGCACCCCCAUCAGCAUCGGGACAGGAGCCCCCACUGUGCGGCAGGUCCCUGUCAGCACCACGGUUGUGUCCACCUCGCAAGCUGGGAAGCUGCCUACACGGAUCACAGUUCCACUCUCUGUGAUCAGCCAGCCGAUGAAGGGCAAGAGUGUGGUCACGGCCCCCAUCAUCAAAGGCAACCUUGGAGCCAACCUCGGCGGUUUGGGCCGCAAUAUUAUCCUCACGACCAUGCCAGCGGGCACUAAGCUCAUUGCUGGCAAUAAGCCUGUCAGUUUCCUUACUGCCCAGCAGUUGCAGCAGCUUCAGCAACAAGGUCAGGCCACACAGGUGCGCAUCCAGACUGUCCCCACAUCCCAUCUCCAGCAGGGAACGGCGUCUGGCUCCUCCAAAGCAGUCUCCACUGUGGUCGUGACCACAGCUCCAUCUCCUCAACAGGCACCUGAGCAACAGUGAUUACGAGAGAGAUGGCUUCCAUAAAAGACCAUACCUGGUCUGUCCUUCUGGCCGAGAGGAAGGGGGCAUGGAGGUUGUAUCAUUCCCCUGAGCUUAUCUGUUAGAGGCAGCGAGUGGGGGCGUGAUGGCAACAGUGGCCUGGAUUCUCCUGCCUCACUUCACGGUGGGAGCACCCUGAGAAAGGUUCACUCCAGGGCUUCAGGUCUGCUCUCUACCAAGCCAGAAGAUUCUGUUGGAAUUGGAGGAGGUCAUGGUUAUGUCAUACAAGCCAGAGUUCUCUCCUGAGAGUAAGACACCCAGGGCAGGCUCACCAGAGUGCACAGACAGUGAAAAAGCCUCAUUCUAUAUGAGGGUUGUAUUUUUAGCUUCUGGUCUUCUCCAUGACUAGUGGUCUGGAUAUGAGUCUCGCGUCCAGAAAAUUUUAUGUAACUUAUUUUUUUAAAGAGACUAUUGUACAUCUUUAUCAAGUAGAAAUCUGUGCUCUAGCCCCUCUAAACCGAUUACUUAUCCUUUUGACCAGAACAAGAGAAUAGCAAGAAUCUUAGUAAGUUGAUGGUCGACUUGAUAACUAGAUAGUAAUCAAGAGGCUGUAAGGUGGGGAAAACCAUAGAAAGUGGGGUAGUGUGGAUUCCCUGAAAUGGGAUUAGUUUGGUGCAGCCUCUUAAAGAUGGGUGUUGGGAUCUUGGUUGUGGUCCCUACCUUCACAGGCUGACUUUGUCCUUCAUGGCAAGCCUGUUCACAUGGCAGUCCAGAGCCAGUGGGCAGAGAGGAGGGAAUGACAGUGGAGAUGCUGCAGACUUUGUUGCAGUUCUGUUGCAGUUCAGAGAUUGUGCAUUCUGCUUUGCUCCAGAGCAAGAGUUGCAAACCAGGCCCUUAGGGCUGGCUACCUGUUUUUGUAAAUAAAGUUUUAUUGGA